Paralichthys olivaceus (Japanese flounder) is the source of this 1288-nucleotide messenger RNA. RefSeq names its product forkhead box I3a (gene foxi3a). The record is from RefSeq and is a predicted model, not a curated record. Gene Ontology annotation, biological process: anatomical structure morphogenesis; regulation of transcription by RNA polymerase II; cell differentiation. Gene Ontology annotation, molecular function: DNA-binding transcription factor activity, RNA polymerase II-specific; RNA polymerase II cis-regulatory region sequence-specific DNA binding. NCBI's taxonomy places the organism in Eukaryota, Metazoa, Chordata, Actinopteri, Pleuronectiformes, Paralichthyidae.
CAGCAGCUGUGUGUCUGUGUCUUUUACAAACACACUUGUUGGACGGCGGUUGAUGCUGCGUUACAGAGGAGAAGAAGAAGAAGAAGAAGAAGAAGUGUCCAUCAUGUCGUCCUUCGUCCCGGAGCUGGGUCUGUCUCCUCCCCUUUGUGGACCUUCCCUUCAACAGCAGGAGCCCCCUUCUCUGGGCAUCGACCCGUCUGACUUCAGCCUGUACAGCCCCCCCCCUCCUCCAGAGUCACCGUGGCUCCCAGCAUGCAACAGCCACAGUGACCCCUACCCCUGCCUCAGCAGCCCGCACACGGGGCCCCUCCCCGGGGCCACGGCCCUUCCAGGACUCUCCCAAGCUUUUGGAAGCUUCCUCCCCCACCUCUACAGCCUCUAUCGGCCCAUGUCCUCCAUCAACCCCUGGCUCUCCCUCUCCUCCCCGGACGAUGUUCUGCGCCUAGUUCGCCCGCCCUAUUCCUACUCCGCCCUCAUUGCCAUGGCGAUCCAGAGUGCCCCGGAGCAGCGGCUGACGCUCAGCCAGAUCUACCAGUACGUCUCCGACAACUUCCCCUUCUACAGCCGCAACAAAGCCGGCUGGCAGAACUCCAUCCGCCACAACCUGUCGCUCAACGACUGUUUCCGGAAGAUUCCACGAGACGAGAACGAGCCAGGUAAAGGAAACUAUUGGACUUUGGACCCAAACUGUGAGAAAAUGUUUGACAACGGAAACUUUCGCCGUAAGAGGAAGAGGAAGAUGGAGAAUGAGACGUCUGAGAAGAAGAAACCCUCCUCCUCCUCUUCCUCCUCCUCCUCAUCCUCAGAGCUGAGCUCUGACCUCCCUUCUCCUUCUGACGUCACCUCUGGCCUCAACAACUUCCUGUGCCACCUCCAGGACUCCCCCCUCCUCACCCCUCCUCACACGCAGGUCCCGGACCUCGCCUCCCUCCCCCCUCCCCCUCCUCAGGGUUACGUUGCUGUGGUUCCUCAGUGGGACAACACCUCCUCUCCUUCCCUCUUCUCCUCUCUCCAUCACUCUCCCCCUCCUCCUCCGCUCUUCCAGUCCAUCCCCUCACACUUCUCCACCCCCCUUGCUGACCCGAUGGACGGCUCCCCGCCGCUCUACGUUAACCUGCAGACAUCGGUCUGUCCUGUGCCAGAGUUCCAGGGGCCCCAGCAGCUCCAGGGGCCCCCAUGUGAGCAUCUGUUCUCUGGAGGCUUCACUGACGCUCUGCCCCUCGACUCUCAUGUGUUUACACUGUAAAAUGUGUCUGAAUGUUUCUAUUUAUGUUUUCUAAUAUUUCAU